This is a messenger RNA of Eriocheir sinensis (Chinese mitten crab), 3261 nucleotides long. RefSeq lists its product as uncharacterized. Bases 149 to 1171 code for a protein of 340 amino acids. Gene Ontology annotation, biological process: protein phosphorylation. NCBI's taxonomy places the organism in Eukaryota, Metazoa, Arthropoda, Malacostraca, Decapoda, Varunidae. The record is from RefSeq and is a predicted model, not a curated record. The transcript is spliced from 8 exons. Gene Ontology annotation, molecular function: protein kinase activity; protein binding; ATP binding.
GAUACGGCAGGUUGUGGCUAUCAGGACGGUGCUGCCGCAGUCCCUAGUGUGGGUGGGUGGCGUGCGGUGCUGUGUGGUUGUGUGUGGUGCCGUUGUCCGUCUCCCCCCCCUCUCACUCCCCCCGGGCUGGCUGGCGGGCUCCUCUGACAUGGCUGAGACGGAGGUUCGGGAGCUGGGCCGCGGCACCUUCGGGAGGGCCAUUCUGGUUAAGAGAGGAACACAACACUUGGUCCUGAAGAAGGUGAGCAUGGAAAGUAUGGAACCGCGCCACAGGGAUUUCCAGCUCCAGGAGGCGAAGGUUUUGAAGGACCUCUCCCACCCUAACAUCGUCUUCUACAAGGGGUGCGAGCAGCGAGGCCACACUCUGCACCUGUAUAUGGAGUACUGCGAGGGCGGCGAUCUCCUGCAGGCGAUACGGGCGAAGGCACCGAACCACUUCCCCGAAGACACCGUGAGGGCCUGGGUGCGGCAGCUGGCAUCGGCCCUAGAGUACGUCCACAAGAAGCGCAUCCUCCACCGGGACCUUAAGCCCAGCAACGUGUUUCUGAACAGCGACAAGACCAGCCUCCAGCUUGGGGACUUCGGACUGGCGCGGGUCUUCUCCUCUGGGUCCUUGGGCGUCACACAUACCACCCUCGGCACGCUGGCUUACAUGGCCCCGGAGGUGUUCAGGGGGCAGCCGUAUGAUGCCAAGGCCGACAUGUAUUCCCUGGGGGCGUGUGUCUUCCACAUCACCUCCCUCACACCCCGACGGCACGGGGCAGAGGUGCCCGCCAAUUUUAGCGUCGCACUUCGCCGCCUCAUCGAAAGCCUCCUCUCAGACCUGCCUGGGAACCGUCCCACCGCUGAGGCUGUGCUGGGGGACGCCGCCCUUGGCCCCCCUCCUGACCAGAUCACCAUCAUCGUGCACGGCGUAGAUGGUGUCGUAGCGAGCCUCAAGGUGUCUCCGGCCACCACCACGGUCGAGGACGUCAAACAAAAGAUACACAGCCUCCGCGGCAUCGACCCGUCUUCCGUCAGCGUCGUCUUCAGCGGCACCACCCUGAAGGAGCAGCACACCCUCACACGUUGCAGGGUGAAGCACGGGGACAACCUGAGAAUCAUCCUGAAGUACGUGGGGGGCGAUGACGGCGGUGAAGUUGGUGGUGGUGAUUUACAUAGAUUUACAUAGAAAAUCAGAACACACAGACCCCAUGGCUCCAAAACGUUCCAUUUCAACUCUAGUUAAUAUUAAGUUGAAGGAAGUGACGGUCGAGCUUGUUUUUAAAGGAGUCAAUCGUGUUACACUGGACCACUGAAGGAAGGCAGGGAGCUUAUUCCAUUCUCGCACUACAACGUUGGUGAAGAAAAAUUUGGUGCAGUCUGAAUUUACUUGUCUACAUUUGAGUUUUACGCCAUUGUUUCUCGUGAGUGUAGGGAGGGUGGAAAUGGUGGUAUUGGUGUGUGAUAGCUGAUUAGGGCAGCCACCUCAGGAAUCUUUAGCCAAGGUGACGGAACUGAGCAGAGGCAUUGAAUCUUGAAGAACCUUGAAGAAAAAAAUCCUGCAUGCCGACGUCUGUACUGCAUCGCGUCACUUGAAUUGGUUGCCCGUUGUUACUUGAAUUGGUUGCCUGUUGUUACUUGAAUUGGUUGCCUGUUGUUACUUGAAUUGGUUGCCUGUUGUUACUUGAAUUGGUUGCCUGUUGUUACUUGAAUUGGUUGCCUGUUGUUACUUGAAUUGGUUGCCUGUUGUUACUUGAAUUGGUUGUCCGUUGUUACUUGAAUUGGUUGUCCGUUGUUACUUGAAUUGGUUGCUCGUUGUUACUUGAAUUGGUUGCCCGUUGUUACUUGAAUUGGUUGCCUGUUGUUACUUGAAUUGGUUGCCUGUUGUUACUUGAAUUGGUUGCCCGUUGUUACUUGAAUUGGUUGCCUGUUGUUACUUGAAUUGGUUGCCUGUUGUUACUUGAAUUGGUUGCCCGUUGUUACUUGAAUUGGUUGCCCGUUGUGUCUAGUUUUCAGGUUGGUUUCAGUGCAAAAAAUUGGAGUGAUCGACAAUUUAUCUUUUCCACAGUAAAGGAAGCAGCUCUGGGGCAAGAAAAACAUAUGAAAACAAAACAGCCCACGUAAAUGACUGCUCUUUCGGCCACCUCUUCGGAUUCUUUACUGGAGCAGCGAGUAGCGGCUUUUUUUUUUGUUUCCUUUUUUGUGUGCCCUUAUGCUGUCUCCUUUGCUGUAAAAAAAAAAACCCGCUAAUCACUGUUCUUACAAGAGAGUAGAGAAGAGUGGUCAAAGGAGAGGUCAAUUCCGGGUAGAGAGGUGUCCUGAUACUCCCCUCUUGUUAAGGUAUAUGAAGACUUGUAGCCAAUCCCCGCGUAGUCCUCUCUAUCCCAACGCUUAGAAGUGAAGUUGUUAAGUCGUUUUGCAUAAGGUAAAGCCCUCAAUGCAGCGCGUCACCGAAAUCUAUCCAGUAAUUCAAUGUCCUUCCUGUAGUUAGGGGACCAGAAGGGCACUGCGUAUGCAAGGUGAGGUCUUGCCAAUGUCAUACAAAGACAACAUUACCACAUGGGUCUUACACUCAAAGUUCCUCGCUAUGAACCCGAGUAUAGUUUUAUCUUUUUUUUCUCAAGCGGAUUAUGGUGGAGGAGGAGGAGGAGGAGGAGGACUACGACGACGACCAGCCAGGAUUUUUCCCGCAAUGUUGAAUGCAAUUGUGACGCCCCUUCCUUCCGGCCUAGUCAUUUGUAAUUAUUCUUGUUGUUGUUCUCAUUGCUGUUGUUGUUGUUUUGUUUGUUGUUGUGAUUUUACAGUUUUUACUAUGUGAUGAUGAUAAGAACAUAUGAACAAAAGAACGUAGGAGUCUGCAAGAGGCCGAUGGGCAGCUCCUUUGAACCUAAGCUCCCGUGAAUCUAACCCCACCUAAUAUCACUGUCCAAUGUGUCCAUGAAUUUAUCUAAUCUAUUUUUUAAUGUGACAAUUGUGUUGGCACUCAUCUACAAAUCUGUUAGUAAACCAAUUUUUGCCUAUGUCCCUGUUGAAUCUGAAUUUAUCCAGUUUAAACCCAUUACUUCGUGUCCUACCCGGUUCUCUUACCAACAGAACCUUAUGAAUAUCCUCCUUAUUAAAGCCCUUCAUCCAUUUAUAAACCUCGAUCCUGCCUCCACGCACCCUUCGCCUUUCUAGAGAAUGAAUGAUGAUGAUGAUGAACCUCCGGAAGGUGAUAUAUUGGGAUGAUAAUGAUGAUAGUGACAAUGGCAACGAUGAUGAUUAAAAAAGCGCAAAAUA